This is a messenger RNA of Oryza sativa Japonica Group (Japanese rice), 2210 nucleotides long. RefSeq names its product cysteine--tRNA ligase CPS1 homolog, chloroplastic/mitochondrial-like. Gene Ontology annotation, cellular component: cytoplasm. Lineage: Eukaryota; Viridiplantae; Streptophyta; Magnoliopsida; Poales; Poaceae. The record is from RefSeq and is a predicted model, not a curated record. Gene Ontology annotation, molecular function: cysteine-tRNA ligase activity; ATP binding. Gene Ontology annotation, biological process: cysteinyl-tRNA aminoacylation.
AAAAUGGGAAAAGAGGGAAACGCUAUCCGCUAACCCCUCGCGCCGUCGCGCUUCCUGUGCCUCGAGGACCGACCAUGGCGGCGGCGAGGCGCGCCGCUGGCCUCCUCCCUCUCCUCCUCUCCUCGCCGUCGCGAGCUCGCCUACCGCACCGCCAAGCGCUUGCCCUGACCCCUCCUCUGCUUCGCCCCCACCGCCUCUACUCCCACUCCCCCAAGCCCUCGUCGUCCGCCGCGUUUUCCGCCUUCGCCUCCGCCUCGAAUGGCGCGCCUGCGGGGAGAGCCCGGGAGCUGCACCUCUACAACACCAAGUCGCGGAGGAAGGAGCUCUUCCAGCCCCGGGUGCCCGGCGGGGAGGUCGGCAUGUACGUCUGCGGCGUCACCCCCUACGACGACAGCCACAUCGGCCACGCCCGCGCCUACGUCGCCUUCGACGUCCUCUACAGGUACUUGCGUUAUUUGGACCAUAAAGUGCGCUAUGUUCGGAAUUUUACUGACAUUGAUGACAAGGAUACCUGAGUUGCACUUCUGGAAUUCUGUAGAUAAUUGCAAGAGCAAAUCAAUUGGGAGAAGAUCCUUUUAGCUUAAGCAAAAGGUACUCUGAUGACUUCCUAUCAGACAUGGCUAAUCUUCAUUGUUUACCACCAUCUGUGGAGCCUCGCGUUUCAGACCACAUUGAUCAGAUUAUAAACAUGAUUAAACAGAUCAUUGAUAAUGAUUGUGCAUAUGCAAUUGGCGGGGAUGUUUAUUUCUCUGUUGAAAAUUUCCCUGAAUAUGGGGAUUUAUCUGGUCGAAAAUUAGAUGAUAAUAGAGCUGGUGAAAGGGUUGCUGUUGAUGAGAGGAAGAAGAACCCAGCUGAUUUUGCUCUUUGGAAGGCUGCAAAAGAUGGGGAGCCAUCUUGGGAUAGCCCUUGGGGCCCUGGAAGGCCAGGAUGGCACAUAGAAUGCAGUGCUAUGAGUGCACAUUACUUGGGCCACUCUUUCGACAUACAUGGCGGUGGGGAGGACCUGAUCUUUCCACACCAUGAAAAUGAAAUUGCUCAGAGCCGUGCAGCAUGUUGUGACAGCAGCAUAAAUUACUGGAUACACAAUGGCUUUGUCAAUGUAAACAGCCAGAAAAUGUCAAAAUCGCUGGGCAACUUUGUCACUAUACGCAAAGUUACGGAACUGUACCACCCACUUGCUUUGAGGAUGUUUUUACUUGGUACACACUACAGGUCCCCAAUCAACUAUACCAUAGAACAGCUUAAUGUUGCAUCAGACAGACUGUACUACACUUACCAGACACUACAAGAUUGUGAAGAAAGUUGUCAACAGCACCAAAGCAAGGCUGGAGAUCCAUUACCUGUUAAUACUACAAAUUGUAUCCAGAAGCUCCAUGAUGAAUUUGAGACUUCAAUGUCUGAUGAUCUUCACACUUCAGUAGCACUGGCUGCUAUUUCUGAGCCAUUAAAAGUUAUGAAUGACUUGCUGCAUACUCGUAAGGGAAAGAAGCAGGAAAAACGGCUGGAAUCACUUUCUGCUAUGGAAGAGAAAAUAAGGAUGGUGCUUUCUGUCCUAGGGCUACUACCAUCAAGCUAUUAUGAGGCUCUGCAGCAGCUGCGGGAAAAAGCACUAAGAAGAGCUUCCAUGACAGAGGAGCAGGUGCUUCAGAAAAUUGAAGAAAGGACUUCAGCAAGAAAGGCAAAACAGUAUGAAAAAUCCGAUGAAAUCAGAAAAGAAUUGGCUGCUGUUGGAAUUGCCCUCAUGGACGGUCCUGACGGAACAACUUGGAGGCCAUCUGUACCUCUUUCUGAGCAAGGGGUGGUUGCCAGUACAUGAUCUGCGCAACAAAAGCUCCGGAGUGACCAUUUCAAAUACCCAUCACCACAUGAUCCAUUCAUGAGGAACUGCGAUGUUUUCCAGGUUUUGAGAGAAAAUCAAGAGAACAUCUGACGAAUCAGAUGGCCUGCAUGAUUCGGUAGAGUGGAUAUGAGUUUCUGUCUGACAGAAGAUAGCCAAGUUUUACAGUUUUAUUACAUCAUACAUAUUUUGUUCUCGAGUCAGCUGAUAUGGUGCAACAUUUUGCCUAUUUUUUUACCUGCAGAGUUUACUGCGCGAUACUUUUUAGAAACAUCAGUACAAAAUAUUGUGUGCUGAUUCAUUUUUUGAAUGAUAAUACGGUUUGGCAUUUCAAAUGGAAGUAAAGCAAAUGUAUAAGCUAUUCGGAGCAAAA